Messenger RNA from Auanema sp. JU1783, 1581 nucleotides. The record is from the annotation of a GenBank genome assembly. Lineage: Eukaryota; Metazoa; Nematoda; Chromadorea; Rhabditida; Rhabditidae.
AUGUUUUUCUAUCGCGGAUAUCCUCGAUAUGCAACUUUAAUAAUUAGUUGUUUAAUUUUUCUAGGAAGUAUUGGUAUUCUCUUCUCUACGAAGCCUCGUAUUCUAAUUCUGGAAGACGGCCUAGAAGAUCAUGAAGUUAAUUAUUCGGAUGACAUUCCAGUCUUGGCGCCGAUUUCUAGAAACAAUCCUAAUUUCCCGGGUAUCUACGUAGCUGAAGCUUUUCGAGUGAAAAAUGACACAAUUCGCUUUGUCUUUCUACAACAUCGAGAAAAUCAGAAACAGUUGGAAGCGAAGGUCCAAGGGACUGAUUGGAACUUAGUGAAGGCUUUUUGUUAUAACAAAACUUGUGAUGAUAUUCUGUUCUGUGAUAUAGCGACUCGUAUUGCCAUUUUGCGAAUUGAUCCUACUUUAGAGAAAGUAGAUAACAUGAGUUUGGCAGUUGUAGGAAAUUCUGAAUAUUUCAAUAUAAAAGUUCGAGAUGUCCGUAUUAAGAAAGAAAAUGUUUAUCCACAUAGAGUAGGAGUUUGUCUUCAACCCAUAUUCUUCUAUUCUGAUUGGCCUCUUAUCAUUCAAUUUUUUGAAUCAUGGUUAGCACAAGGAGCAACGAAAUUUUAUUUUUACCUGCACAGCUAUACAAAGCAGACAAAAUUAGUUCUGGACUUUUAUAAGCAGAAGCUUGGAGAUAACUUGGAAUUUGUCGAUUGGUCAGACUUACCAGUUCACAACAGAAAUCGUGGAGAUUAUAAUGAAGAUCCUAAUAGUCGAGUUUUUCGCCAUGCAGCCACUGCCUUUAUGCACGAUUGUAUGCUGAGAGCACGAUCUCACGUGAAGUAUGUGGCUAACUUUGAUCUGGAUGACUUUCCUUUUGCUGAAAAUGGAGACAUUGGAGAAACUUUAGAUGAAAUCAUGUUGCAUCAACCAAUCGCUGGUCAAGUCGUAGUCGAGUGGCUUUUGGCGAAACAAACCUCGAUGGACUGGGAUAGCAUCAAUCGACCAAUUGAUGUUCCUUUAUCGUUAUCUGAUGUGAAACUUUUCUCUAACAGUAGUGUCCGUUGGGAUUAUCGCGUUUCAAACAAAAUAUUUCAUCGUCCUGAAAGAGUGGUCGUAUUCGAUAUGCAUACUGUCUAUAGAAAUGAACGGUUACCGCUGAAUAGAAAAAGACGAUUUGAGACGGCAUUUGCACUUAAAACAACAAAAAUCUUCUGCCUUCAUUUGAGGAGGUUUGAGCGCCAUAUUAGAGAAACUCAUAAUGUAUUUGACCGAAAGUUCGACUAUUCCUUACUUGAGGGUCUGAGUGAGAAAAUGGAAAGGAACUUCAAGAUUAGAACUUCCAACUCUGUUUUUGGCAACAAAACAUUGGCUCCAUGGGCCAUGGAAGCACGUGAAAUCAUGAGGAACCUAGAGCAAUGUAGGCGAGAAGCUUUUGGCAAAGAGCUUACGGGAUCUAACAAAAUGUGCCAGCAGAGUAGCUCUGGAUGUCUAGGAAUGUUAAUGAGUGGUACUGAGUUCGAGCACGUGCCGAUUUCAUGGCAAGACGUUGCACAUACAGCCAUAUUUAACAAUUAUUUGGAAUCAAAUUGA